AUGGUACUCGGCUGCUGUAUCGACUGCAAACAAUAGGAGGGGCUCCUGCUAUACUCCAUGGUUAGUAUCCAAAGGCUGUGCUGCCUUCAAGAAGUGGUACCAGCAGCUGAGAGACUGCUGCACCAACACCGCUAUGUGUGCCCUCUGACUGCAGCCAGGGUAUUAUGGAGAUUGGUGGUCUACCACUGGAACUGUGGCGUCUAAUUCUAGCAUACCUGCCUUUGCGUGACCUGGGGCGCUGUGGCUUGGUCUGCAGGUCCUGGUAUGAUCUCAUUCUCAGUCUGGAUAACACUCGAUGGCGGCAAAUGUGCUUGUGUUGUGUAGAGUGCAGGCACCCGAACUGGCCAAUCCAACCUGAAGUAGAGCCCAGGUCAUGGAGAGAAGCUUUCAAGCAGCAUUAUGUUGCAUCAAAAACAUGGACUAAAAGUGCACAGGAUCUGGAAUCCUCCAACUGUUUAUAUUUAUUCCGGAGGAAGAAAGACCGCAGAGUUCUCUACGUUGGUUAUGGCUGUGAGUAUGAAAACCUCAGGACUGCUGUAGCUUCAGCUAAUAUUUAUGACCGUAUUGUGCUCCAACCAGGAGUCUAUGAAGAACAAAAUGAAAUAAUUCUUAAAGUCCCGGUAGAGAUCAUGGGCCAGGGAAAACUUGGUGAUGUUGCACUGCUUGUGUGCAUUGACCAGCAGUGUCCUACCUCUCGACUUUGCAACUUAGUCUUUAUGCCUGCUUGGUUCACUCCUGUUAUGUUUAAGACAUCAAUUGGACAUGUUCAGUUUGACAACUGCAACUUUGAGAAUGGACAGCUACAAAUCCAUGCACCAGGGACAUGCCAGAUAAGGUUUUGCACUUUUAAUCAGUCUAGCAUACAUUUUCACAACGUGGCCCUGAGUUUACUUGAAAACUGUGAGUUUGUAAGCAGUGAAAAUGCCUCUGUGACCGUGGAAGGAUCUCCUACCUCUGACAAAAACUGGGCCUGUAAACAUCUUGCAGCUUUUGCAAAGUCAAGGAGUAUUUUGUUAAGCGCCUCUGAGACUUCCCAUUGUGUAUCCGGGAGCAAUGAUCUUUCGGCUUACGGUUCACCUGAAGCAAAUGUGAGGACAUGUGAAAUUGUGGUUAGUGGAGACCAGGGUCACCUGCUCCCACUUUCAAAAUCUCAGCUACAGGAGGAUAAAGUCGGUGAUAAGGAAAAUGAAUUGAAUGGAAACUUUUACACGUGCAAGAAAGGGGAAGCAAUGACUCUAGAUACGGAAUACAGUGACAGUGAAAUAAGUGAUGAGGAUGAUGAUCAGUCAGUGUACAAAUUGUCUUAUCAUUCCCAUGGCCUAAGCCACAUACUUGCCAAAUCCAUACAGUGCAGACCACAGACAAAUGGGCUUCUGAAUCUGCAGCGUGACAUGGCACUGAAAAGUUUGCAACACGAGUUGCAGAGGGACAAGGAGUUGCAAACCAUUGCUAGCACUGUGCAAGGAUGUCUUAUACGGAAGUGCCUUUUCAGAGACGGCAAGGGAGGAUUGUUCAUCUGCUCUCAGGGGCAAGCUAGAGUAGAGGGAUGUAUCUUCCGGGAUCUGACAUACGCUGUACGGUGUAUACAGAACAGCAAGGUCAUAAUGCUGAAGAAUGAUAUUUACCACUGCAAAGCUUCAGGAGUGUUUUUACGUCUAGCAUCUGGAGGCCUUAUUGCUGACAAUAAUAUCCAUUCGAAUACUGAAGCUGGAGUGGAUAUCCGAAAAGGAGCCAAUCCUGUAAUAUUGUGUAAUAGGAUACACAGUGGCCUCCGUUCAGGCAUUGUUGUCCUAGGCAACGGCAAAGGCAGCAUCCGUAGCAAUCAGAUCUAUGGAAAUAAGGAAGCUGGCAUUUAUAUUCUGUACAAUGGGAACCCUGUUGUGAGUGGAAACCAUAUUUUUCAAGGACUUGCUGCUGGAAUUGCAGUCAAUGAAAGUGGAAGAGGUCAAAUUACAGAAAAUGUGAUCCGUGAAAAUCAGUGGGGCGGAGUUGACAUCCGAAGAGGUGGAGAUCCAGUUCUAAGAAGUAACCUCAUAUGUUGUGGAUAUUCUGAUGGAGUUGUUGUAGGAGAGAGAGGAAAAGGACUCAUUGAAGGAAACACCAUUUAUGGUAACAAGGGAUGUGGUAUAUGGAUAAUGUCCUCCAGUCUACCCCACAUUACCAGCAACCAGAUUGGGCAUAACAGCAUUUAUGGGGUGGCAGUAUUCUGCCGCAAAGAUGAUGCCAGCGACUACCUCGCAAACCAAGCUGGAAAUGAAAACUUCAAUGAUGAAGGAGAAGCAGCAAACUGGGAAAAUGAUCUGGAUAGUGAGGAUGAUCGGUUCUCCUCAAGAAGACCUAUCAAUGUAGCACUUAUUGAAUCCAACAGCGUCAACCACAAUGGAGCUGCUGGACUGUACAUCAAAAGCAAUGAAGCUCUUAACAUUAUUGCUAAUGCUAUACAUGCCAACCAAGACAGCGGAGUGGCAGUAUUUCAGAGCACUCAGCUGGCACGAAUUGGAAAUAACAGCAUAACAUGCAAUAAACUAAGUGGUGUGCAUGUGGAGACAGGAUGCCGAGUGGAGCUGCGGGGUAAUGGCAUCUAUGAUAAUCGGAGCCAUGGCAUUACAUCCAAGGGUGAUGGUAUCAUUAUAGAGAAUGAUAUAAUAGGAAAUCGUGGAUGUGGGCUCCAGCUAAUCCUGACUGCUGACAUGAAGGUGACUAGAAACAGGAUUCAGUCAGUAAACGAUUAUGGUAUAGCUCUUCUGGAUCAGACCAAAGGACUUGUGCAAGAAAAUAUUAUUUUUCAAGGAAAAUCUGGAAAAAACAUUUUGCAGCAAUUAUUAAACAAUGAAGAUUGCAUUGUACAACAUAAUAAACUACUAACAUAUAAACGAAAGUCUGAUGCAACUUGGAAAUUAGAGAAUCCUCCAGCCAGACCAUACAUUGAAGGAUGCACAAGAGGUGUAUCCAGCACUCAAAGCAGCCAAAGGGUUGCAACAGUGACAACCAGAAUUGCUGCCAGAGUGGAAGGACGCUGUCACAAUAAUGGCAGUAUCUUCUGUACAAUCCUGUAACUGAAUCUUACCCUCCUGUUCAGACUGGAAAAGAGUUACAUGCCAAUUUAAUCUCUGUAAUGCAAAGGCCGGGGAUCUCGGGAGUUUUACUCUUGAAGUCUAAUCCUGAAAAUGUGGCGUACCUAUUCAUACAAAACGAGUACAGCUUAUAAUAUUCGUUGAUCAAAGGACAUUUUUUUAAAAACAUUUUUAAGAAUUGUUUUGUGUCUCCUACUCUGACUUUUUCUGUUACCUGCCCGAAAAGCAUUUAUUUUUUUUAGGAUGUGAGAUGGCAUUGGAGGUCUUUGUGCCUAGGAGCUACUCAGAUGUCAGUCUUGCCCUUGAUAAUUUUCGCCCUAACAUGUAUCUCAGCUCUUUUUUUUUUUUAUUAUAUAAUUCAUAAGUCAGCAUAUCUGCCUGAAACUAAACCAUAAACCACAUUGAAUGUCAAAAUGUAAAAGAAACUUUAAAAAAACAAAACAUAAACAUGAGUCAACUCACCUUUCCACCAGUCUCUAACUUAUUCUGCU
Molecule: messenger RNA, 3565 nt
Organism: Pelobates fuscus (common spadefoot toad)
Lineage: Eukaryota; Metazoa; Chordata; Amphibia; Anura; Pelobatidae
Gene: FBXO10
Product: F-box protein 10
Exons: 11
Coding region: 165-3056 (963 amino acids)
Biological process (GO): regulation of apoptotic process; ubiquitin-dependent protein catabolic process
Molecular function (GO): protein binding
Source: RefSeq, a predicted model, not a curated record